Molecule: messenger RNA, 1239 nt
Organism: Symbiodinium natans
Lineage: Eukaryota; Dinophyceae; Suessiales; Symbiodiniaceae
Source: the annotation of a GenBank genome assembly
AUGCUCGUUUCAUCUUCAUCCCCGUUUCGUUUCAACCCCGUUAGGUUUUCGUCCCGUGUCGUGAUCCCCGCGCCAUCCCCGUUUCGUUUUCACCCGUUUCGUUUUCAUCCGGCCCUUCUGAUCCCCACGCCAUCCCUCUUUCGUUCUCAUCCCCGCUUCGUUCAUCCCCGCUUCGAUUUCAUCCCCGUUUCGCUUUCACCCCGCGCCGCCAUUCCCCGGUCGAACAUAUCCAGCUUCUUUGAAGGUGUCAAGAGAGAAGAGGUGAUCUCCCUGAUGAAUCGUCGAUCUAUGUCGGCCUUGGUUGAGCUCGAGCAUCCGAUCGUAGCUGCGGAACAUUGCCGGAACCAAUGGGUGCCUAUAGCACGCGACGCAGGCUGCCAGCACCUCGCCGGCGGCUUGCGCAAGAUACCCCGUCUGCAGAAGCUGAGCCUCGACUUGUACAACAACUCCGUCGGCCCGGGGCCUCAGUGCCCUCAGCUCAGGUUCAUGCUCCCGGUUUGGGAGGGUCGGAUUGAGGCCCGCUUGCAGCCAUUUUCGGAAGGAUUGGGAGGCGUGGAGGGAGGCCGCUGCCUGGGCGGCGCCGUCGGCGAACUCCCGGAGCUCCAGGAGCUGACCCUGAACUUUCGCAGGAACGAGCUCGGCGACGCAGGCUGCCAGCACCUCGCCGCCGGCUUUCGCAAGAUACCCCGUCUGCAGAAGCUGCGCCUCGACUUGUGCGGCAACUCCGUCGGCGUGCUGGGCGGCGCCGUCGGCGAACUCCCGGAGCUCCAGGAGCUGACCCUGGACUUUGGCGAGAACGGGCUCGGCGACGCAGGCUGCGAGCACCUCGCCCGCAGCUUGGGCAAGCUGGGAAAGCUCCAGAAUCUGGUCCUCGACUUGAGCCGGAACUCCCUCGGUCCGAAAGGCGGCCAGUGCCUGUCCGGCGCCCUCUCCCAACUGGCUCACCUGGAGUCCCUGGUGGUGUGGCUGCAUUUCAACGACAUCGGCCCCGAGGCCGGCCGAUCCCUCGCCACCGCCUUGGGCCAGCUCGCCCGGCUGAGCACGCUGAAAGUGGGCCUGGACGGCAACGGGCUGGGCCCGGAAGCUGCCCGCGCGCUGGCCGGCGCCCUCGGCCGGCUCACGCAGCUCCGGGAGCUAUACGUGGACCUGGAGAACAACGACCUCGGCGAAGAGGAAAAGAAGGAGAUCCGCGGGCUCCUGGAGGCGCUCCCGGCCGCCGAGAAGACGUUCUACGUGUGA